This is a messenger RNA of Peronospora matthiolae, 408 nucleotides long. The record is from the annotation of a GenBank genome assembly. Lineage: Eukaryota; Oomycota; Peronosporomycetes; Peronosporales; Peronosporaceae.
AUGUCCAACGGGCUCUUUCUCGUCAAAGGCACGUCGGUGCAUAUGCCGCAUUAUGCAAUGGGCCGAAUGGGGUCUGUCUGGGGCCCCGAUGCAGACGAGUUCAAACCAGAGCGGUGGAUUGACUCUAGUUCAGGAAAGGUGAGUGCAGUGUCUUCGUUCAAGUUUAGUGCAUUCUAUGGGGGACCACACGCGUGUUUGGGAAUGAAGUUCGCGAUGUCCGAGAUCAAGAUUACGCUCGCUGCUCUGCUCAGUCGCUAUGACUUUGAGACAUUGCGAGACCCGUUCGACUAUACGUACCGGAUGGCACUGUCGUUGAGAAUUGACGGCGACCUAAAUGUUGCAGUGUCUCAGUUGACGGAACAAACGCAGCAAGAGGUGCCGGAGAGAUCGAGAAGCAGCGCGAGUUAG